Cheilinus undulatus (humphead wrasse) is the source of this 2699-nucleotide messenger RNA. RefSeq names its product pleckstrin homology domain containing A2 (gene plekha2). Gene Ontology annotation, cellular component: membrane; cytoplasm. Gene Ontology annotation, molecular function: PDZ domain binding. The transcript has 12 exons. NCBI's taxonomy places the organism in Eukaryota, Metazoa, Chordata, Actinopteri, Labriformes, Labridae. The coding region runs from base 293 to 1588 and encodes 431 amino acids. The record is from RefSeq and is a predicted model, not a curated record.
AGGACCCAUAGAUCACAUCCGGGGCUGGUUUAUUCUAAUAACGAAACGUCCAACCCGGAAAAAAAGACAAGUCGUCUGUUAUCCGAGCACACAAACAAACACACGGGAGGGUGAGAGUCUGCUGCACGCGGGCCUCUUUAAUGCGGCACUUUGUAAAAGUUGUUAAAACAUCGUGUAACAUGCUCGGUACUCAACAAACUCUCCGGCUCUCUCCUCUCUUCGCGACCGCUCGGGGCGCUGGCUGUGGCGCACACUGACUCUCAGCACAGCGGUGAUAUGUGAUAUUAGCAGCAUGCCAUACGUGGACCGGCUCAACCGUGUGUGUGGCUUCCUGGACAUUGAGGAAAAGGAGAGCAGCUGCCGCUUCCAGAGGCGAUACUUUAUCCUAGACAUACAGGGAAAUGCGCUCCUGUGGUACAUGGACAACCCUCAGAACCUGCCCAGUGGAGCCAGCUUCGUUGGCAGCCUGAAACUAACCUACAUCUCAAAGGUGAAUGAAGCUACAGCCAAACAGAAGCCCAAGACAGAGUUUUGCUUUGUCAUUAAUGCAGUUUCUCGGCGGUAUUUUCUACAAGCUAAUGAUGCAACUGACAUGAGAGAAUGGGUGGCUGCUCUCAACAAGGCCAGCAAGAUUACUGUUCCCAAGCCUGGCCCCGCUCCUCCAAGGUCAGAUAUGACAGCGGUACUCAAAGACCCUCAGGGUGGGAAGAAACAGCAGGCCUACAAGGCGGAGAUCAUCGGUGGAGUGGUGGUUCACACUCCCAUACAGAACGAGGGUGAAGACUCAGAAGGGAGAGAGAGGAAGGGCAGCAGGCCAGGCGUGCUGAGGUGUGGUUACUGUGUCAAACAAGGAAAUGUGAGGAAGAGUUGGAAGAGGAGGUUUUUCACCCUGGAUGACAAUACAGUCUGUUACUACAAGUCUGAGACAGAUAAAGAGCCUCUUCGAGCCAUUCCACUGAGAGAUAUUCAGAAAGUCCAUGAAUGUCUCGUUAAGUCGGGGGAACUCCUUCUGAGAGACAACCUGUUUGAGAUCAUCACCAGCUCCAGAACCUUCUACAUCCAGACAGACUCUCCAGAGGAGAUGCACGGUUGGAUCAGGGAUAUUGAGAUGAAGAUCCAGAGCUUUAGAGGUCUCCCUAAGGGUUUUCAGUUCAAACGCUCGUCCUCUCAGUAUCAAAGUCACAACUCCUCCUCUCGAGGCCAUCAUGGCGAUAACCGCAGACCUACUCUGGUCAAGUCGUGCUCUGUGAACCCAGGCUGGCAGCCCUGGAUGCCCGUCCCGCCCGGUGAGCCCUCCAUCCUUGACGUAGAUGAUGAAGAUGGCCCUUUCAGCCCUGUGCCCACUGUGCCAUCCCUCUCCUCCUCCUCCACCUCUUCCUCCACCUCCUCCUCCUCUAACUCCCUCUCCACCCCGGCUCCUUGCCCCAGCGUGCCUCCUGCUGCUUCCACCAGUGGACUGGGGAUCCUAACGGCAUCUGGGGACGUGGCCUGUGGGCGACGGAGGCACCGCUCGCAGCCUCAGCCUCACAGCGGCUGCAGCUUCCCCUUCAGCCUGGAUGAUGAUGGCAUCCGCACCACUGAUGUCUAAAUUAACAAAGUCUUAUGUGUUGGUACGUCUCUGCUUUGAAAUGAAUGUGACUGGUUCCAAUAGUAUUCCCUGUAAAUGAAGUGACACUGUGACCACCUGCCUCGAGGCCAUGACUUGAGAUCAGGGCCCUCUGCUGGUCAUGUAGCUACACUGCAGAUGAAGGAUGCUACCAGCUUGAAAGAGGGGACCAAGAAGAAGUGCAGUGUUUGUUGUUGACAGGACUGUGAAGAAGUUUGAUGGAGUAUUUUAAUGUGCAACUUAUUCUGGAAACUUGAAUAAUCCUGUUAAUAAUUGUCCCUCCAGACAAAUUAUGGCACAUGCUUUAAAGCUAUUGCACUUGGCUCCAAAUGGAGAUGUUACUCUGUCAUCACAAACAUUUUCUACAGUCUGAUUCUUAAAUAAGUGUUCAAGGCAUUUUAAUACAGUAGUAUGCAUCAUUUUUAUAUUCAAGCUUAUGAGCUCUUUUUCCCUUCUUUCUCUGGGACACACUGUAUAUGUAAGGCCUCUCAUCUGCUCACCUUCGUUAAUGAUAACCAGCAUUUUAUCACUAGUGAGUAAUCAGGUGUGUGGGGGUAAGUAUAAUAAAUGGUACAAACUGUCUCUCAUACCUGCUGGCUGAUUGCUCCUCUGUCUUUGCAGACAGAGAGCACUGGGUCAGCAGUAGAUUUUAGGUUCUAGCUUUUAAUAUUUGCCCGAAGAUCAAUGUCAGUAAACUGUGACGCGUCUGAGCUCUUAAUAUGGUACCAUAAUCAUGCAGCAGUGUUUUCUGAUGGUACUUUGUAGCAGUAUCUACCACUUUCAUUAAACUACAGCUGUUCAGCUGGUUGACAGCUUUGUAAAUGUGAUUUUCUUUUUGCAGCGUUACAUGGGGGGAAUAUGCCACUACUUCUGCUAAUUUAAUGUAGUUCCACAUUUUGCUUUUCUCCAUUUUGUCUAUUUUUUGACCUAACAUCUUCCUCUGAGUUAAAGCCUCAGAUACUUUCUAUUGUUACACCAGUAGUCACUUUAAGACUCCAUUGUUGUGGCACCAUGUUCAUUCCUGUUUGUGUGCACUAUUCUGCCAGCAUGCAAUGUUCAUUUUAAUUUCGUGUACAUUAAAUGCUGCUUUGUA